GAUUGAUAAACGUUUACGAAAUCGAGAGCAGAGCCAAAGAACUAGAUUCUAAUUUAUAGUGAAAGUGAAAUAAUUUGAUAGAUGAUGACACUUGACCAACCAUGGCGUAUCUGGGGAAAGUGAAACCAGUGGAUUUUGUGAAAGCAAAGAAAAAGAACUUGGAAUCUCUGCAGGCAAGGAGGUCAUAUGAUCAAGAAAUCAAAGGAAAGCAGGAAAUUGCGGGAAAGGAAGCAAGGGAAUUUUAUGAGAGUCUUAUUGCUGAAUCUCCAUCAAGUCAGAAGAAGUCAUCUGAUAGUACAUUAGAGGAUGAUGGUGAUCGUUACUGCCAAAAGAAACCUGAAACCGGGAAUAAACAAGUGAAAUAUAAAUCAUCCAAAUCAAAGCUUCCUGCUUCUGAUUCUCCCAGGACUAACAGCUUGACAAAUUCAGUGCAUAAACCCAGAAGUGAACAAGGUAUUCACCUGUUACUUAGGCUCUGCCAAGAGGGAAAUCUUAGCGAAAUCAGGAAAAUUGUCAAAGAAGGGAACAGCAACUUGGACAACGCUGAUCGGUUUGGGUGGAAUGCACUGAUGUGUGCUGCGUACAGUGGCCAUGUAGAUGUGGUGAAGUACCUUGGAAGAAAACAUCCUGCAGGGCUGACACACAGAAACAAGCAGGGGCAGACUGUUCUCGAGUUGGCACAAAGAGCAGGCCAUGAUGAAGUCGUGGAAGCGCUAGAGCAGAUGGAGAGGAAAGAGAGUUGUUUUGAUCGUCGAACAAGGAACAUUGAGGGUUGUUCUCGAGGUCGACAACCUAUCUGGUGCGAAAAGUGUGAGUCUGACUUUAAGGACGAGAUUCGGACCCAUCGGCACUCCACCGCUCAUCUGUUCAGCUGCGGCCAUGGCCCUCGGCCGACCCACUACCACCUCCCUGAAUCCAACCGCGGUUUUCAGAUGAUGCUUCACGAAGGUUGGGACAAAGAGAAGGGGCUUGGAAAGGAAGGUGAAGGACAAAAGUUCCCGGUCAAGACAAUCUUGAAGAGAGAUCGCGAAGGUUUGGGCUCGGCAGACAGUGAUGUGAGGCCCAGAAUUACACAUUUUAAACCCUUUGAUACCAGUGCUGUGAAAAGACCAAAGAAAAAAAAGAAUGAACGUAAGAAAGCCGUUGCUGUAGAAGAUACAAAUAGAGCCAGACACUCCAAGAGCCAUAGACAUAAAGCUAUGGAAAUUGACUUUAGGAUGUCAUUUCAUGCACAACCAUAGUUUAUUUCAGAUU
Molecule: messenger RNA, 1254 nt
Organism: Strongylocentrotus purpuratus (purple sea urchin)
Lineage: Eukaryota; Metazoa; Echinodermata; Echinoidea; Camarodonta; Strongylocentrotidae
Product: G patch domain and ankyrin repeat-containing protein 1-like
Exons: 2
Coding region: 102-1241 (379 amino acids)
Molecular function (GO): protein binding; nucleic acid binding
Source: RefSeq, a predicted model, not a curated record